This is a messenger RNA of Thamnophis elegans (Western terrestrial garter snake), 2052 nucleotides long. Its product is annotated as vomeronasal type-2 receptor 26-like. The transcript has 4 exons. Lineage: Eukaryota; Metazoa; Chordata; Lepidosauria; Squamata; Natricidae. Gene Ontology annotation, biological process: G protein-coupled receptor signaling pathway. Gene Ontology annotation, cellular component: membrane. The record is from RefSeq and is a predicted model, not a curated record. Gene Ontology annotation, molecular function: G protein-coupled receptor activity. Bases 1 to 2052 code for a protein of 683 amino acids.
AUGUUUCCAGAUGAAACCCAUCAAUUUAAAGCAAUAUUGCAUUUAUUGUUGCAUUUUGGAUGGAUCUGGGUUGGGUUGAUUUCUCUGUUUGAGGAAGAUAGGGACAGGUUCAUUCAAAAGAGACUUCCCAUGUUUUCAGAGAGAGGAAUCUGCUUUGACUUUUUAAUAUGUCUUCCCCAAAUGGUGUAUGGUAGUGAAGCUGCUAAAAUGAUGGAAAAUGCAGAAAACAGAUACAAAGUGAUCAUGGAGAGUACGGUCACAGCAGUCAUUUUAAGUGCUGAAAUUACAGGCAUGAUUCUUUUGAGACUAAUGAUCAAUUUUUUCAAUUAUGAUAAUAUUCCAAAAGAAAGACAGGCCAAAGUUUGGAUCAUGACAGCUCAGAUGGAAUUUACCUCCAUUUUGAUGCAAAGACAGUUCCACAUUGAUUUUCUUCAUGGUGCUCUUUCCUUUGCUAUUCACUCAAAGGAAUUGACCGGAUUCCAACAAUUUAUAGAGAGGAGAAACCCAUACUUUGAUAAAGAAGAUGGUUUCACUAGGGAUUUCUGGAAAGAUGCAUUUGAAUGCUCCUUCUCCAGUGAUAUUACAGAUGGGAAUGCUGAAAGGAUCUGCACUGGAGAAGAGAAGCUGGAGACUCUUCCUAAUUCUGUCUUUGACACCACCAUGAAUGGACAUAGUUACAGUCUCUACAAUGCAGUCUAUGCUGUGGCACAUGCUCUGAAGGCCAUGCGCUCUUCCAAACUCAAACGGGGACGAAAAAUGAAUGAGAUGAGAUGGAAGCUCUUCCUCCGAUCACCUUGGCAACUGCAUGAUUACUUGCAACAAGUCUCCUUUAACAACAGUGCUGGAGAACAGGUUUCUUUUAGCCCCAAUGGGGAAUUAGAAACUGGAUUUGACAUUUUCAACUGGGUCACAUUUCCAAACAAAUCCUUUCUGAAAAUCCAAAUUGGAAAGAUUGACCCCAUGGCUCCCCCAGAUAAGCUCCUUACCAUUUCAGAUAAGGAAACCGUUUGGCCUCUCAUAUUUAACCAGACAUUACCUCUUUCCAUCUGUAAUAAGAAGUGUCCUCUUGGCCAUAGCAAGAUAAAAAUGGAAGGAAAAUUAUCUUGCUGCUAUGACUGUAAAAUAUGUCCAGAAGGGAAAAUAGCUGAUCAAUUGGACUUAUAUGACUGUUUCCCAUGCCCGCAGGGUCAAUAUUCAAACAAGAAUAAUGAUAGUUGCCUUCCAAAAAGUAUAAUUUACUUAACUUAUCAAGAACCUUUGGGGAUUUCUUUGGCAGUGAUUGCAGUCUCCUUUUCUGUCAUCACAACUGCAGUUCUUGGGAUAUUCAUGAAAUAUCAGGACACACCUAUUGUUAAAGCCAAUAAUAGGAACCUCACUUAUAGCCUUCUUGUUGCUCUCCUGCUCUCUUUCCUUUGUACUCUGCUCUUCAUUGGGCAACCUGACCAAGUGAAAUGCCUCUUGCGACAAACUGCUUUUGGCAUCAUCUUCUCUGUAGCUCUUUCUUGUAUAUUGGGGAAAACAAUCAUAGUGGUCCUUGCUUUCAUGGCCACCAAGCCCGGAUCCAAAAUGAGAAAAUGGGUGGGGAAAAGGCUGGCUAUCCCUAUUGUCCUAUCUUGCUCCUUGACACAAAUUUGCAUUUGUGUGAUGUGGCUCAUAAUUUCUCCUCCCUUCCCAGAUUCUGACAUGCACUCCAUGGCUGAAGAAAUUGUUCUACAAUGUAACGAAGGUUCAACAGCAAUGUUUUAUGCAGUGCUUGGCUUUCUGGGCUUCUUGACUGCUGUCAGUUUCACUGUGGCCUUCCUAGCCAGGAAUUUGCCUGACAGCUUUAAUGAAGCCAAAUUUAUCACCUUCAGCAUGUUGGUCUUUUGCAGUGUCUGGGUGUCAUUUGUUCCCACCUAUUUGAGUACCAAGGGAAAAUACAUGGUGGCUGUGGAGAUCUUCUCCAUUUUGACUUCAGCAGCUGGUUUAUUGGGCUGCAUCUUUUCCCCCAAAUGCUAUAUCAUUGUAUUGAGACCUAAUCUGAAUAAGAAGGAGCAACUAAUGAAAAAAUGA